Molecule: messenger RNA, 599 nt
Organism: Paramecium sonneborni
Lineage: Eukaryota; Ciliophora; Oligohymenophorea; Peniculida; Parameciidae
Source: the annotation of a GenBank genome assembly
UAUAAUUGAUAAACAAAAGGUACUUUGAUAAUUUAUCAAACUCCUAGGGUAAACUUAAAGGAUUAUAAGUUUAAGAUAGAAUGUAAAUAUAUUCGAAGCAUUUUGAGUUAGAAUUAGAAAGAAGAGAGUUAAGAAUAAAUAAUUAUAGUUACUUUUAAUUUUUAGGAAUGCUUUAUGGAUGAAAAUCUAUAAAUAAAUUGAAAGAGUAUACAAGUUAAUUGUAUUUACAGAAUUAAACAAGAAAUUCAUAAUAUCUACAGAUUUUAUAUUUAAGAAAUUAAAAGAAUUGAUAGGAGUAUUAGUAAGUGGUCAAAUUAAUAAAAGGAAUUGUAAUAAGAUUAGGAAAUAAAUCCAUUGAAUUUCAAGUAUUUAGAAUGAUAAAUUUAGGAAAUAAAUAAAGUAUCCUAAAAGAAUAAAGAAAAGAGAUUAAAAAAUAGGUUAUAAUAAAUUUAAUUAUGAAAAUAAAGUAGAGAAAUUAUACAUAGUAUUGAUAAAUGAUAUUGGAACUUCAGGAGUAAGGUUAUGAUGAACAGUUGAGAGAUAGAUCAAAAUAAGAAUAUAAGAGAGUUUCGGAAUAGUAUUAAAAAAAGGUUGAAAUA